This is a messenger RNA of Trichophyton benhamiae CBS 112371, 318 nucleotides long. RefSeq lists its product as uncharacterized. The record is from RefSeq and is a predicted model, not a curated record. Bases 1 to 318 code for a protein of 105 amino acids. Lineage: Eukaryota; Fungi; Ascomycota; Eurotiomycetes; Onygenales; Arthrodermataceae. The transcript has a single exon.
AUGAACACACUGCUAGGAAUGAAUAUGCGACUUCGUUAUUCCGGCAACAUCAAGGAGAGACUUGAAACGAGCGAUAAGAAGGCGAAGAGAGGGAAACCAGGGGCCAGAGCAGAGCAGAUCAGAGGGGGGGGGGGAGGAGGAGGAGCAGAGAGAGCAAAGGGAAGAAGGGCCGAAGCGCCGGAGGGCAAAGGAAGGCCAAAGGAAAAGAAGGGAAGAAAAGAGAGAGACAAGACAGGAGAGAGAGAGAGAAGAAGAGAGAAGAAGAAGAAGAAGAAGAAGAAGAGAGAGGAAGAGAGAGAGAGGGAGAGGAGAGUGUGA